Penicillium digitatum Pd1 is the source of this 714-nucleotide messenger RNA. The record is from RefSeq and is a predicted model, not a curated record. Lineage: Eukaryota; Fungi; Ascomycota; Eurotiomycetes; Eurotiales; Aspergillaceae.
AUGGCUGCCAACCUCGCCAGCCAGAAUGGCCUCCCUACCAAUUUGCCCCUCCGCCAGGACAUUUCUGUCGUCAACAUGGGCCUCUUUCUGACGCCCGAAGCCUCCCUACGCUACAUUCAACCUUUACUUAACGAAGUCGCAACCUGCCUUGUUGGCACUUACAUUCAGGCCAAGCACAUACCUGGUCUUCGUGCUGUGCUUCCCCGGCUGCCUAAGGAACUUGCAGCUGUCCUGCCCGACCUGUUGGGCAAAACCACCAGCAACAUUCUUAUGUUGCCAGCCCUUCCGAAUGAAUUCAAUGAGAUCUUUUCCUUGUCACUUGAUGAAGAGGCCGCCUUCCGCCACCAGCUUCUCGGUCUUCAACCAAAGCUGAAGCAUGCGAUCACCCUGUCAAAUGACGAGCUCAACGGUCUUCUCCACUAUCUGCCAAGUUUGCCAUCCAACAUCAGCACUGGCUUCAAGAUUCCGCUCCAGGAAUAUGCUAGUGUGAAUGUGAAAAAUGAAGGUCUCUCUGAUCAGCUCCGGGUUGUUUGGGCAGUGAAUUCAUACCAGGAUUGGUUUGCGGUGUACAACGCAAUUAGCUUCUUUGAAGGUCUUACCAGUUUUGCCACUGCAAUCCAAGCGAUCAAGCCCAGCCAGUUGCAAUUUACAUACUGGAGCUUUUACCAUUACUUUAUCCGCAUUGUUGUGGCCGGUCUUGACGUCAAAGUGUGA